Durio zibethinus is the source of this 1077-nucleotide messenger RNA. The record is from RefSeq and is a predicted model, not a curated record. NCBI's taxonomy places the organism in Eukaryota, Viridiplantae, Streptophyta, Magnoliopsida, Malvales, Malvaceae.
AUGGAUGGUGUAGCAGUGGCAGCUGAGACCUUGGAGUGGUCUCUCCCGGUUCCUAGUGUGCAAGAGCUUGCAACACGGCGGCCGGAGACCGUGCCGGAAAGGUAUAUAAGGGAUGACAUGGAGAAUAUUGCAGCCAUUGAUCCCUCUGGUUGUCCUUCCCUUGUUGUGCCAUUGAUUGAUAUGAACAAGCUCCGAAACAAUAAUGACUCCCAACAGCAAGCUGUAGAGCUUCAUAAGCUUUACUCCGCAUGCAAAGAUUGGGGUGUUUUUCAACUUCAAAUGAAAUCCAUAAAAAAAAUGAGGGAGCAAGCUAAAGAGUUCUUUGACCUUCCUUUGCAAGAGAAGAAACGCUCAGCACAGCAACCGGGAAGCCUUGAAGGCUAUGGCCAGGCAUUUGUAACCUCGAAAGAUCAAAAGCUUGAGUGGAAUGACAUGAUAUUCCUCCGGACUCUUCCUGCUCAAAGGAGAAACAUGAGUCUGUGGCCACAGCAGCCUCCUAGUUUCAGGGAAACAUUAGGGAAUUAUUCAGAAAACAUGAGGGAGGUGGCAGUCUGCUUGAUGAAAUUCAUGGCAAAGGCACUUAAGGUGGAGGAUGAAAAAUUGUCUCAAAAUUUUCAAGAAGGAAACUAUGAGGUCAGGAUGAACUACUAUCCUCCUUGUCCUGCAUCAGAGCGAGUGCUUGGGCUUAACCCUCAUGCUGACAUAUCUGGGAUCACUCUAUUGCUUGAGUGUGGUGAUAUGCCUGGAUUACAGGUCCUAAAGGAUGGCCAAUGGGUGUUUGUUGAACCCAUCCACGACGCCAUUGUCGUAAACCUUGGUCAGAUUAUAGAGGUAACAAGCAAUGGGAUUUUCAAAGCACCCCAACAUAGAGCAGUGGCAAAUGGAUUGAAGGAGAGGCUAUCGGUGGUAACAUUUUGCUAUCCUAGUUCAUCUGCCAACAUUGGGCCAGCCGAGCCACUUAUCAAGUUGGGAACUCCCCCUCUAUACAAGACCGUCACCAAUGAGGAGUAUUUUCAUUAUUUUUUCAACCGAAAGUUUGAUGAUCCAUUCAUUGAUAUGCUGAAGCUGAAACCCUAA